Messenger RNA from Lingula anatina, 1195 nucleotides. RefSeq lists its product as uncharacterized. The record is from RefSeq and is a predicted model, not a curated record. Lineage: Eukaryota; Metazoa; Brachiopoda; Lingulata; Lingulida; Lingulidae.
AUGCCCACACACGGAGCCGCAUGGGUUUCAGCAAAAUCGCACGUGAAUCUAGAUGCUGACAGUCCUUAUUUAAACUCAUAGGUAGGCCUACAAAUGAAUAGAAAACAACAACAAUCUAAGCAGUCAUAGUUAAAGGAAUAAACCUAUAAGAACAACUGGUUUAUAUCAUGUGGAUGUCUUGGAUAUUUGCAUGCCUAGUUGGCCUAAUUUUUGUGAGCUUUUCCAAAGCCAAGCCUGCCGCUGACAUACACGUUGCUGGCGUUAUUGAGUGCCCUACAGAUGCCGUGACAGACGCCUUGGUCAAGAUAUCCAGCUGCUGGAACUAUACAGUCGACAACAUGCAAGGGACUGAGGACAUAUCGGGGUCUGUUCACGUGACUCUGGAAGACAACUGGGGGCACAUUACGAGAGGGAGACCGGAAUAUCAUCGUGUCAGUACAGGGGCUCAGUUUGGACGAUACUGCCGCCAAGAUCACUUGGCAGUUACCUACGACGUCGCUGGUAAAGUCACUGCAACGGCGCGGUUCUUCAUUAUGGGCAAUGUAAAGCAGAGCAAGAUGGAAACGUGCAGCUUCAGUGUCCGAUCAAGUGCACCCAAACCCGUCACUUUGGAGUCACGCGUCCUUGUGGGUAAUGCGGGGGGAGAUCGCUACUGGAAGGGGUUUGGACGUCUCUUUAUGUAGAAUGACUGGAAAAACUGUACUAAUCACUGUAGACUAAGCACAAAUUGUUAAAUGUUCAGAGGAAAUGACAGAUGUCUAUGUACUUGUACCUAGAAUCUUGUAGGGCUUUGUGAUAAGGAGAAAAACAAACGUUUCAGGCACUAUGUGGACUGUCUGGAAAAUAUUGUAGCAUGCAUUAGAUGAAAACUACUUAUUCUCAGAACCUGCUGCUGUUUAAUACUCUGAAAGUUAAUAAAACCAAACAUUUACGCACAUCAAAUCAGAAAGAAAGUCGACACAGCUGUUUUGUAGUGUUCGUAUCAAAACGUGUUCAAAUUGAUAUUUUUUUAAACCUUAAAUGGAAGCAAAAACUACGUAAUGUAGGAUUUUAAUUUAUUGUUAAGACGUACGUGUAUUGUGUAAAGUGGGUGCGUUUACAAGGUUGAUGGUGUACCGUAUGUACUGGUGACUUCCUUAUCUCGCUGAAAAGACACUCCCAAGAAGGCGGGAUAUGCUCGUACCCGAUUUUCCAA